Molecule: messenger RNA, 870 nt
Organism: Aureobasidium musti
Lineage: Eukaryota; Fungi; Ascomycota; Dothideomycetes; Dothideales; Saccotheciaceae
Source: the annotation of a GenBank genome assembly
AUGGCUUCCUCACUCACAGCCGAGCAGGAUCUGCUCAAUAAGCAAGAAAAGAGCGCCUCAGGCGGCUUCUCCCNNUUCUUCGGCGGCAAGCAAGAGAAAUACGAAAAAGCCGUAGAAAUGUACCGCACAGCCGCAAACGCCUACCGAGUAAAACUCACCUCCAUCGACGACCCUGAAACAAUCUCGCUCGCUGUAUCUCAAGGCGGUUCUGCGCUUGAAUCUGCCGCCAGAAUCUGCACCGAGAAUUUGGAAGAGCCGUUGGAUGCUGUUAACAUCUACAACGAGGCGUUUAAAUUGUAUCAUGAGGUGCAGCCAGAGAAAGCGGCUGUCAUGUUGGAGCAAGCUAUCCAGAAGCAAAAACAGUUGGGACGAUGGAGGCCAGCUGCCACGAAUACCGAGAGCUUGGCUACGCAUUACCAGCAAGUCUUGGGAAAUAACGCAAAGGCCAUCGAGGCAUACAAGGACACCCUCAAAUGCUACAAGCAAGACCCCGCGCCUGCGCUGGAGAACAAGAUCACUCUGGCAUUGUCAGACUUGCAAGCUUUGGAGGGCGACUACAGAAGUGCCAUCGAGGGCUACGAGACAGCAGCCGACAAGGCCCAGAACAACAAUCUUCUUGCCUGGAACAUCAAGAACUACCUCUUCCAAGCUGGAAUUUGUCACCUGGCCACUGGUCACACCCAAUUCACCUCAGCCCGCGAAUUCCAACUCCUCAACGACUUGAAGGAAGCCGUGGAAGCAGGAGACCAAGACAUGUUUGCAGACCGUCUGUUCCAAUUUGAUCAGAUGCAAAAGUUGAACAAGUGGCAGACCACAGUGCUGUUGAGGAUCAAGGAGAAGAUUGAGAGCCAGGAUGAGGAUUUCUCUUAG